AUGUUAAUUGAUUAAAAUACUUGGCAUGGAUUUAUCAACCUUUUUGAUUAGCCCAAUAUGGAAAGCUGGUUAGGAUGGAUUAUUUAUAUUUUCUGUUUGAUUGCUGCAAUGAUUUUAGGUCAUUGGUUGUUGACAGUAAUUUUGCAAUUAUUUUAAAGUAAUUCAUUGUUCCAGAUUAUGAUAUACAUUCCAAAUUUACAAUCUUUUUAUUUUGUUUAACUUUUAGUCUUAGUACCAUGGCAUUAGGAAUGUUCAUUUUUGAGAUUUUCAAGAUAGGAUAAUCCUAAACCAGACCAAAAUUAUGGUCAUUCACUCUUAUAAGCGAUGUUUUAUUAUUGCUUUAUCUAUUGCCAAACUUAUCUUUUUAUUUCAUUUUUCAUCGUAUAGGAUUCGGCAAACUAUCAAUAUUAAGUAAACAUUACAUUUCUACUUUAAGUAAUUUGGUUAAGUGCUUUGACUAUUCUUAUAACAUUAUAUUUGUUUGA
Molecule: messenger RNA, 485 nt
Organism: Paramecium sonneborni
Lineage: Eukaryota; Ciliophora; Oligohymenophorea; Peniculida; Parameciidae
Source: the annotation of a GenBank genome assembly